This is a messenger RNA of Phalacrocorax carbo (great cormorant), 1804 nucleotides long. NCBI's taxonomy places the organism in Eukaryota, Metazoa, Chordata, Aves, Suliformes, Phalacrocoracidae. The record is from RefSeq and is a predicted model, not a curated record.
AUGGUUGUGCUGAUACAGCUGUCUAUGGGGCCAUCCUAUGAAGAGGUUUUGUUUGACAAAACUGGUCCUGCUUUCUUGGAGGACAGGAAAGGUAAGGCAGCCUGGAGGCAUAUGGGACUCUACCUUCCUGAAGAGCACACAGCAGUUAUAACAUUCCCUUGCCUGAUAGUCGGUGCUGGUCUGAAGAUGUAUCCAGGGGAGACCUGUAAAAGCCAGUGGAAUACCUGUAUCCAGCACUAUUCUGCUCCCUGGGCAGAACUGGCUGUUGAGAAUCGCAUCCAGAUGGUGCCAUCUGACAGCAUCCGCUACAUGGAGAACCCACAACCGCUGCUGACCCUGUGCAAUGAGAUCAUGGUGGCAAUAAGCAAAUUGACAGCCAUACCAAUAAAAUUCCCAAGGGGAACUGACAUCUGUGCCUUGCAGUCAACAAUCCGUCAGUACCCAGCCCUCUGGGCCGAGCUGACCACAGAGAACAUCAUCGUGAGGGUACCAGCUGCUGAUGUAUGCCCCAUGGACAACGCAGAUCUGCUUUCCAUCUGGAACAAGAUGAUGAAUGCAAUAGCCAGACUGGCAGCCAUCCCAGCAACUUUUCCAAGGCCAGAGAGGAUGGUGGCAGAUGUCCAGAUACCUCCUGGUUGGAUGCAUGCUGGCUACUCAGUCAAUCAUCAUUUGGGCUCAGUGACAGAAAUGGUAGAUGUGCAAUCCCUCCAAGCCAGUGAGCCUUGGGGUGCCAUUCAUGACCUUGGCCACAAUCAGCAGCAAUCUGAAUGGGAGUUUCCCCCUCUCACCACUGAAGCCACCUGCAAUCACUGGUCUGAUUAUGUGAGUGAGACUGUGUUGGGCAUCCCAAGAGAUGAGGCCCACAAUUCCACUUGUACUAGAACUUAGAAGAGGAUUUGAGAUUACAUUGAAAAUGGAUCACAGCUGAAGGACUAGGAAGUAUUUACUGCCCUGGAGACAUGACUGCAGUAAUCUGCAGGCCAAUUAAGCUUGCAACAGAUUUAGAAGCUGGUCAUUUUAAUCCAGGGCUGCUUCUUUCCUUUUCCUCGCUUUCUACAACCACUUGAUUCUCACCCUGGAUUGUCUCUCUCUGACUAUUAGUCUCCAACAGUGUCUUUGUUCAUAGGAUUUCACAAACCAACAUGAGUCAGUCUUGAUCUGACUCUGAGUAGCACACUUCAGCAGGAGAUCCAGGGCUGCAGGGAAAAGUUUUUGAAGCAGUCCUCAAAAAAUGUACUUGUUUUGAAGUCAUUUGUCAUCUCAGCACAGUGUAAAGGUCAUUGGUCUGUGGAAUGUUCCAGUUUGGGAUGUGAUGGUAAACCACAGCCUUUGGGCAUUACCAAAGAUUACUUCUGAUCAUUGAUAAUUGUUGUGUUGUUUUUUUUAAUUUAAGCCAGCCUUUCAGUUUUGUUGGUGCAACAUUUCACUCAGUAGUACCCAGGAUUAGUUGAUGGUCCAAACGCAAAGUACAGAGUCACCAAGCAGGGAGCGUGUAUUUUGUGCCGAGAGAAGAGAGUCUUAUGUAUAAGUAUGCAGAUGUAUUGUAAGUAUGCAUACUUAUAAACAUGCAGAGGUGGAUUGAUACUUGUAUCAGUCUUGUUUUGAGCAAUUGUAACAACUGUGGAAAAAAAAAAAAAGUAGCAAUCAAGCCUUUAAGUGCAGCCAUGCCCUUCAGGAUGAAAAGAACUUAUAUAAAUACUUGAUUUUUGGUUUUGUGUGAAUAUGAGAAAUAUAGGCAUUUUGAAUAGUCUAACGGUGUUAAAGGGCUAUGCUGAUUCUUCAGUAGGCAUUUAGAAUUUGUCAG